Messenger RNA from Dibothriocephalus latus, 540 nucleotides. The record is from the annotation of a GenBank genome assembly. Lineage: Eukaryota; Metazoa; Platyhelminthes; Cestoda; Diphyllobothriidea; Diphyllobothriidae.
AUGCAAGAGUCCAAGACUCUCCUCUUUCCACCUGCUGCAUCUUCUCUGGAAACAAAGUCUAAGCCAGACUCUCCGAGUUCGGAUGCUGCAAUACAGCCAGACACUGCGGCCUGCUCAGAGGAGCCCCAAUUGUCCUCAUCUGCGGAGCCUUUGGACAGAAAGAAUGGGCCUCCGGAGGCUCAACCUAUGCUUAAGGAUGUGGAAAAAGUGGAGGCGACUGACGACGUAAUCCAGCUACCCGAUGUGUCAUCCAACCCGAAGUCGGUAGAAGACAGUAAACUGACCGAACUCAACAUUGAUGUUUCAUCGGUGCAAACUGACAAAGACAAAAAGUCAAGUCUUGAUCCUCCUAUCAAUAAACUUCUUCUGCCAGAACUCCGACGCUCCCAAUUGGCUGGCAUGUUUAGGCCCGCUAACGUGUCAUGGUGUUUCAUCUGCUCAAAGGGUGGUCGGAUUAUAUGCUGUGAAAGUUGUCCUGCGUCCUUCCACCAAGAGUGUCUCAAACUGGAUGAGUGUAGUAUUACCAUCUCCUCGAAAUAA